UGUGAGCUCUAGGUGGCCAACCCUCCAUCCUCCAUCCACGUCGACUGGAGGCCGCUGGCGAAGACCUACGUCCACUUUUGAGGCCCGAGCCAAGUGAAGGAGGAUGGGGGCCGGAGCGAGUGCAGAGGAGAAACGCUCCAGAGAGCUGGAGAAGAAGCUCAAGGAGGAUGCUGACAAAGAUGCCAGGACUGUCAAGCUGCUGCUGCUAGGUGCUGGAGAGUCUGGCAAAAGCACAAUCGUCAAACAGAUGAAGAUUAUCCACAAAGAUGGUUACUCUCUAGAGGAGUGUUUGGAGUUCAUCACCAUCAUCUACAGCAACACCCUGCAGUCCAUCAUGGCCAUCGUGAAAGCCAUGAACACGCUCAACAUCAACUACGGCCACUCGGACCAGCAGGAUGAUGCCAGGAAGCUGAUGCAUCUGGCCGACACCAUCGAGGAAGGCACCAUGCCGAAAGAACUGUCCGAUAUCAUUCUUCGCCUCUGGAAAGACUCUGGUAUCCAGGCCUGCUUCGACAGAGCGUCCGAGUACCAACUGAACGACUCGGCCGGAUACUACCUGAACGACCUGGAGCGACUCAUCCUGCCGGGUUACGUGCCCACCGAGCAGGACGUGCUGCGAUCAAGAGUGAAGACAACUGGCAUCAUCGAGACCCAGUUUUCGUUCAAAGACCUCAACUUCAGGAUGUUCGAUGUUGGCGGUCAGAGGUCAGAGAGGAAAAAGUGGAUCCACUGUUUCGAAGGCGUGACCUGCAUCAUCUUCAUUGCUGCUUUGAGCGCUUACGACAUGGUGUUGGUGGAGGACGAUGAAGUGAAUCGAAUGCACGAGAGUCUUCACUUGUUCAACAGUAUCUGCAACCACCGCUACUUUGCCACCACCUCCAUCGUCCUCUUCCUCAACAAGAAAGACGUGUUUCUUGAGAAGAUCAAGAAGGCACAUCUCAGCAUGUGCUUCCCCGAUUAUGAUGGUCCAAACACUUACGAAGACGCAGGAAACUACAUCAAAGUCCAAUUUUUGGACCUGAAUCUCCGCCGUGACGUCAAAGAGAUCUACUCUCACAUGACGUGCGCUACUGACACAGAAAACGUCAAGUUUGUGUUCGACGCCGUCACUGACAUCAUCAUCAAAGAAAACCUGAAGGACUGCGGUCUCUUCUAAGACGAAGGAUGCAUUUAUCACAACGAAAUCAUGUCCUGCUGAGGAAGGAAGAAGAGUCCUGCAGGAGUAACAAAACUCUCGAAUGAAUUUCAGGCAAUGUCAUUUGUAUGUGAUGGCAGGUUUCACAAAACUAGAUGAGCCACUUAGCUCUCUUUAUGGUGUGUAUGGAGAGAUGUGCAGUCAUUCCCUGUAUAUAUGACUAGAAGUUACGUCAUAGAGCAAUAAAAGAAGUCAAUAUCUGAAUAAGAAUGACUGGUCAAAUCAUUUUCAACUCAAUCGGAAAAAAAAAUCUACUACUGUAGCCUCUGUGUUUUCUCUUGCUUGAUGUAUUUGUUUUCCCUCAGAAUUAUCAGUGUAUUUCAGCAGUUUAUUUGAGGGUUCCCAAGUACUGUAAUUAAGAAACCUUUAUUGGGAAUAUUUAUUUGAAAUAUUUGCGUUGUCAAGUGGAGUUUUAAGAUUUCAGAUUGUUUAAAAUUCUGCCUCACAUUUGCUGUCCAAACCAUCAUUACCUGCAUAUGCACUUGAACUUGUUAGCGCUCAGAUAUUAGAAGUGGCUUACGUGUAUAUAACGGAAUUACGCCGCAUUGUGGAAUAAAAAGGUUUUAUAGAAGGUUG
Synchiropus splendidus (mandarinfish) is the source of this 1771-nucleotide messenger RNA. RefSeq names its product guanine nucleotide binding protein (G protein), alpha transducing activity polypeptide 1 (gene gnat1). Gene Ontology annotation, molecular function: GTP binding; GTPase activity; G protein-coupled receptor binding. Gene Ontology annotation, biological process: adenylate cyclase-modulating G protein-coupled receptor signaling pathway. The coding region runs from base 104 to 1156 and encodes 350 amino acids. The transcript is spliced from 9 exons. The record is from RefSeq and is a predicted model, not a curated record. Lineage: Eukaryota; Metazoa; Chordata; Actinopteri; Syngnathiformes; Callionymidae. Gene Ontology annotation, cellular component: heterotrimeric G-protein complex.